CAGUUGGCCCUAUUCAUUGUUAUCCCAGCUCACUUCUAGCAAGCGUCACUGGACCCCAGCGCAAGAGAAGAAUUCCAGUUUCAACAUUUUGACCUGCUGAAGUACUGGGGCAAUUGAGAUGACAGAUGGAUGCUCACAAUUUGGAAAUGAGAACUUGAGUGAAGAAUCGAGAAGGCAAGUCUCUGGUCCAUGCAUGCAUUCCCAGAGACUAACAUUACUGGUAAAGCUACCCACAAUUGUUGUCCCCCAGUGAGAAACAAACCAAGAGAUUGCUGUUCCACUCGGGAUUGACCAAGAAGCCAUGAAAUCCCUGACUGCAGGAAACUUAGAAGAUUGCCUACUGAGUCAGGUGGACUGGAGGCGCCAGUGGAUUUCCCAGAUUGUGGAGGAGGUGCAGAAGGUCGUCCACUGUCUGACCACAGAAAUCAGCUACCGAGAUCUUCGAUUCCAGGCCGUCCCUUACUCUGACACGUAUAACGGGAACAUCAAGGUUUUGGCCCCCAGCCAGUUCCUCGUCACAGUCCCAGUGAAAGGCCUGGCCGGGUACAGGGAGGCCAAGGAGCAGCACUGGCGAUACUACACCCUGCAGGGCACCAGGCUGCCCUGCCCCUUGCGGGACCCUGAGGGCCUGGAGCAGUGGCUGGCAGUGGAGCAGUUUAUGAAGAGCCUGUGGCAGUGGCACGAGGCAGAUGUGAACAUCGAGGGAGACAUCGUGCCUGCCAAGGUCCUCCAGGUGUUCCGGAAGCUGGUAGAAAACGCAAUUGGAACCUGUCACCUCUCAGGUAAGGUCAGCAUGCUAGCAAACCGCCGUGCAGUUUGCGUUGCCGUGGAAACAUCCGCAUGUCAGGUGGAAGUAGAGCUGGCCCCCGCAGUGGAGAUCCCCACCGUCUGGUCCAAGAAAGCCCAGUGGCCUCCAUGCCUGAAGCGCUGGCCUUCCCCAGAGAGAGUAGAGUGCAUCAAGUCAUUUGGAUUUACCUUGUUGGCCUGUUCAAAUUAUCACUGGCAGCUGAGCUUCUUGCGGGCCGAGCAGGUGUUGCUGGAGCAGCUGGAUGAGGACGGGGGCUGCCGCAGGAAGUGUUUUCAGGUCAUGAGGCAGAUGAAGGAGGAUCAUUGGUGUCCAGGGAAGAGGCCUGUUAUCACAUCCCACCAUCUGCAGACAGUGCUCUUCUGGACUUGUGAGAAAUAUCCGCGCUUGAAGGACUGGCAGAUCUUCAGCAAAGCCUUCCUGCGCCUGGUGAGGAAGCUGCACAAGUGCGUGAGCCAGCACUUUCUGAAACACUACUUCGUGCGCAAGAGCAACCUCCUUCAGUAUGCCAACUGGGGUGAGCUGGAUGUGGUGGCCCAGAAACUGGCCUUCUUCCUGAAGGAUCCCCACAUCAGCCUGCCCUGAGGCUCUUGGACUUUUCAUUCUGACUUGACCUCAUUCUCUGGGAUUAAUCCAGUCAGAUGCCAGGAUCCUGUCCAGGAGAGAAGCAACAGAUGGCCGAGGAAUUGACAUCGGCCCAGUAGCACUCAACAGGGGGAGAACUGUGCCCUAAGAUGUCUGACCCAGGCCUCCCUGGAGUGAAGCCAGCAUUUCAACCCUCACUAGCUACCUCUCUUGGGGACAGCUUGCAGCAAGCUUCCCCAAGCCAGAUUCUGAACUGAUGACAGUUCCGAAGUUAUUUUCCCUUGCUCAGGCUCUGAAGGUCUGACAGAUGGAGACAAGAACCUCUGGAGGGCCAGGCAUCCGCCAGCUGCCCAGCAGUGGUUCUCCAGCCCACAGACCAUGGGCUCAUUAUCUUUCCAUUUGUAAAAUGGGACUGUUAAUAUGCCCCCCUCACAGCAGGGCUCUGAACCCAUGAGACUGUGCUGGUGCGCUUUGGAGGGGAAGGUACUGGAUGAGCACAAAGUGUUACUGUUGGUUUAGUAGCCGGUCUUUGUGUCCGGGGUCAAUACCUACCCCACUGAUUCAAUGAUUAUGUCUGCUGGUUUAGCACGCCUGUGUUUCCGUCGCUGCCCUCCAGCUCUCCCAAACGGUGGUUCGUGGCUUGUGGUUCUGUCUGCUUCCCUGGUUUCUCUAAGUAGGAAAAGAGUGGUUUGAUGACUACUGUCAAAGAUGAAGUGCAGCCACUACCCUCUCCUCGCUUCCCAUGCUGUGGGACAGGGGUGGAACUUCCUAAUAUUUAUGAAUGAACUUGGUACUGUGAUCUGCACGGAAUGACUCGGGUGUCACUCACCUCUCCAUUCCUUCCUUUGCUCACUUCAUUCACUCACUCAUUCAUUGAUAAAGGCAUGUUCAUUAGGCACUGUGAAUGCAGCAAAGAGCAAGAUGGACAAGGCUCACGUGAUGGACGAUGCCUAAUGGUGGAGACAGGAAAUGAACAACAGAUAAAUAAGCAUGAUCAUUACAAAUUGUAGCAAGUGCCUUGAAGGAAAUAAACAGAAUAUUGAUAUAGAGCCACAGAGAGAUCCUUGAAGGAUGAAAAUGCAAACAACUGAAGGAGGAGGAAGGGGGGCCGAGGGCCAACUUGGAGCGGCUGGCAUGAGUCAGCUGACUUGGCCUUGGAAAGCUGGUAAGGAAUUUGUAUUUCAUUCUAAAAUCAAUGGUGUGACCUUUGUCCUCUCCUGAAGCAGGGGGGAAUCAUGAUCUGAUGUGCAUUUUAAAUGCCCAUGCUAGCGGCUGCAUAAAAAUGGGGUUCACACAAGGGUCAGAGACACGGAGGGCUCUUGAGCACACCCGUUUUGAAUUUCACUGAGGUCCCAAGGCCGCACAUCCUGUGCAGCACAUUGACCAGGAAUUCUAGGAGUUCUUGGGGAAAUCAAUAGUUUCUUCUGGCAUUUACUUAAAGUUCUCAACUCAAGGGAAUCCUUUAUCACUUAAAACAUUUUCCCCAAAUAUGUGAGUGAAAUUUCUAAAAGUGUCAACUACGGAUUUUUUCAAGAAAAGUCACAUUUGAAAAUGAAAACAAUUAUUUUUACAAAAAUGCUGUAACCAAAUGGUGGGGUCCCUGGACUAUCACAUAGGAAAUCAUGGUUUUAAAUUGUUGAAAAGAAACAAUCUUGCCAAAUAUAUGAAUUGAUAAUUUUUGAAAACAUGAAAUGAUGAGCAAACCAAUGUUUUGCUAAAUCAUCAAAACUUGCAUUCAAAUUCUCAUAU
Messenger RNA from Diceros bicornis minor, 3139 nucleotides. RefSeq names its product mab-21 like 3 (gene MAB21L3). The transcript has 7 exons. The record is from RefSeq and is a predicted model, not a curated record. Bases 302 to 1390 code for a protein of 362 amino acids. Lineage: Eukaryota; Metazoa; Chordata; Mammalia; Perissodactyla; Rhinocerotidae.